GGCGCCUCAAACUGCCACCGCUGGAAACAUUUCUUUUUUCAAUAAUCUGUCCAGCCGCAUCAACAACAAUUCAAGCAUCCUUUCAUCACUGUCGAUCCAUAUAUAUCCCCAUCGCCUUUCAGCAUCGUGGAGGUGCACGAGAGCGUUCUUUCUCGCAUCUUGGAUCCCUCUUUGGAGGUUUGUACGGACGCUUGAAGCACGAAUUCCAUCCGGGAUCUCGCCGUCUCGCCCCUUGUGAAGGACAAUAAUCUGUUUUUCUUCUUACCAGAUCUCAAAACCUAGACACUCUCCUCGUGAAGGGCAUCAGAAGGUCCCAUCGGACGCAUGCAAACACUUUGGCUCGCCAUUCUACAAACUUCAAAGCAAUCUGUGUGAUCGUCUUCGCCCAGCAUGCCGACAGAAUCAUCGGCCGACCCAACCACUUCCACUUCUCCAAACGGCACCAUCAACUUUCCUCCCGCCGGUCCCACUCGCACUCGUUCUCAGCCCCUCGUUCCUCUAGCUGAUGGUCUACCUCCAUCUUCGACUCGUUCACCAGCUUCCCCAUCACCCGUCUCCCCUUCACCUGUAUCAUCUGCACACCUUGCAAGUACCUCAUCGAGACAUAGAGCGCACACCGUAUCCGUCAGCUUUAGACCUCCAGGAGCUCCUCGUCGGGGUUCAGCCAGAGCGACAGGGACGUUUCCUAGGGACACUACUUCUUCCUCUGCUACCUCAGGAGGCUUACUCAGCGGCCUAACAAAGGAGUUUGGAACGGGAUCUAAAAGUGUAUCGGAGGAUAUCGAUCCGUCUCCAUCCUUACCAUCCCCUCGGGUCGAGACACCAGAGGAUAGACGGACAGGAACAGCUUCAGAACGAAGGCGUAGAUCAAGCAGUGGUAUCGAUGGCAAACGACGUCGAUCAGCAAGUUCAGCGAGAAGGGGUGUGUUGGAUAGUAUACGACAAAGCUUGGAAGGUGGUAGAGGGGAUGAAAGAGCAGGUACACCUGCGAGUGUGGAGAUCGAGCGUGAGGAUGGAGGAGAGCCAGAGGAAUUACACGAUGAAGUGGUGGGCGUCCUGGACGUCAUUGACGAUGAAGUCGCAACAGUGAAUCACCUCCAAAACAUGUCGAACGGAUUGAUCUUUCCAAACCUGCCGGGCUUGUGGUCACGACGACCCGAAGUCAUCCUACCAGACCAAACGGAUAAUGUACCGAGCUCUAGCACGGCUGAAGAAGGCAAAGCGGGUGCAGGAUCUCGCCGAUCAACCCGUCGACAUAGAGGAUCCACCGUUUCGAAGCUCUUCCCUCCUUCCGCUUCAGGCUUCAGACGGAUCCCAGAAGCUCCAUCGUCACCUACAGAUCCAUCGACCACCACUUCGAAGACUGGCAGACCUGUCCAUUCAUCUUUGACGACGGACGAAGAUGACAACGAAGAAGAGACGAGAUCCGGACUCACGUCAGAAUUGAAUCAACAGAUGAAGAGGAUAGAAGAAGAGGUCAAAUCGGAUCAUUUACUCGACGCGCACGUCAAGCACGUCUUGAUUUCAUCUUCGAAACGUGAUAAACUUCGUCGAUUCGGUAAAGGUCUAUGGACGUUUUUGAAAACUCCCAUGGGCGCUUUUACAGCCAUCUAUGGUUUCCUCGUCGCGUUCUGGGGAGCAGGUAUCGUCUUGUUCUUGCUCGGUUGGAUACCUACGAGCUCAAAAUACGUGCAAGAUCUAUGGGUCGAACGCUGCAGUCAAAUCGAGAAUGGAUUGUUCACCCUCACUGGUAUUGGCUUAGUCCCGUGGCGAGUCAUCGACACGUAUCGAAUGGCAAAAAUCUGGCACCUCCGUGUGGAAACGCACAAACGACGAAAAGCUCAAGGUCUACCUCCCAUUGACGAUCCGGAUGAUCUUCCAGAUCCAAAGGAAGCCAAGGAUUACGUCUCGGUCUUGUCUGACAAAGAGCAAGAGGAACUACAAUAUCAACAAGUGAAAUUUAGCAAAUCUCAGACGUGGUACAGACCUCACGCGACUGCUACGCAUACGGCUUUCCCUAUCAAGUGGGCAUUAUGGAAUACGAUAUUGAUGGACGGGAAUUCGUUCUUCCAAGCAUUGCUUUGCGGCUGCAUGUGGGGAUUGAACUGGCACAUUCGUCCACCUUGGACUACCGGUACAUUGAUCCCGUGUUCCUUUCUCUGCGGUAUCGGUGCCGCUGUGCUUAUCUGGCAGGGGUGAGGCUCGCAGACUCGCACUUUUAAGCCCGACUGACCUUGUCACCCACGUUUCAGAUCAAAACGCACCAAAAAGACAAUCUCUGUU
Molecule: messenger RNA, 2283 nt
Organism: Kockovaella imperatae
Lineage: Eukaryota; Fungi; Basidiomycota; Tremellomycetes; Tremellales; Cuniculitremaceae
Exons: 11
Coding region: 391-2199 (602 amino acids)
Source: RefSeq, a predicted model, not a curated record